UGUUGGGCCCUCUCCACGUGCUGCUCGACAUGUGUUCCCAUAUCCCUGCCUCCCUCCAGGGCAUUUGAACCACAGCUGCCAUCGGAGCCCCGACUGGAAGGAGCAGGCCUUCUCCCUUUCUGUUCCCAGCUCUGGGGACCCGGGAGGCCUGCACCCACCUUUCCUCCCCAACCCGUCCCUUCCUCCCCAGCCCAUGGGGACGCUCGUGGCCAAACUGCUCCUGCCCACCCUGAGCAGCCUGGCCCUCCUCCCCGCUGUCAGUGUCGCUGCCAAAAGGCGGUUCCACAUGGAGGCCAUGGUCUACCUCUUCACCAUGUUUUUUGUGGCGCUCUACCACGCCUGCAACGGGCCCGGCCUGUCCAUUCUCUGCUUCCUGCGCCUCGACGUCCUGGAGUACUUCAGUGUCUACGGGACGGCCCUGAGCAUGUGGGUCUCGCUGAUGGCGCUGGCCGACUUCGACGAGCCCAAACGGUCAACCUUCGUGAUGCUGGGAGUCCUGACCAUCGCCGUGCGGACCUACCACGACCGCUGGGGCUACGGGGUGUACUCGGGCCCCAUCGGCGCGGCUGUCCUCAUCAUCGCGGCCAAGUGGCUGCAGCAGAUGAAGGAGAAGAGGCGCCUGUACCCCGACAAGAGCGUGUACGCCCAGCAGGUCGGCCCGGGCCUCUGCUUCGGGGCGCUGGCCCUGCUGCUACGCUUCUUCUUCCAGGACUGGGAGUACACUUACGUCCACAGCUUCUACCACUGCGCCCUGGCCAUGUCCUUCGUCCUGCUGCUGCCCAAGGUGCCCUCUGGAAAGAAAAGAACUUUCUCUGGUGGGCCAAGGUCAGGACCGACGAGGGCGCCUGCAGCCGCCUGCAGCCAGCGUCUGUCCUCCCCAGCUCCCCUUCCCCGUGGCUGUAGCCCAGCUGUGGCUCCGCCUGCCCCAUGGUCCCCAUGCUCCCACACCAUCUCUUUCCUCUUGGAAACUGGUAUCGCCUCUCCUGACCUCUGCCCUCAGGCUCUGAGCGGGCCAGGGCCAGCAGGGCUGCUCUGUCCCCGGCCCAGGCCUGCCUGCCCCUUGGCUGUCCAUCCAGCCAGGUCCCUGAAUCAAACCAUUUCCAUUCACUGCGUGCCCAAACUCUCACAUUCGUCAUUUCAUCUAAUUCUUCAAACAAGUCAGGGUAAAUGACGCGUUCAAGGCCCAGAGCUGGGGAGUGUGGAGCUGGGCCCAGCUGCUGUCCCCCGGUCCCCACACCAGGCCAGCCACCGUGCUCUGCAGCUGACCCGUGCCCACGGUUGGAGUGCACUCAGGGCCUUUGAGGGCCCACCCUGCCCGCAGCUGCCCAGCGUGGGAAGGUGGGCCUGGGUACAGGGACCCGGAGUAGUGGCCGCCAGGCCCCCGGGCCGGCCUCACGGGGCUGGGCUCGCGGCUGUGUGGCGGCAGUCCGCCUGCUCCCACUCAGAGCCUGUCUGCACUGGCCCUGGGGGUGAGGGGGCGGGGGCGGGCCUCCCAGACAUCACCUCACAGACCUGAGCCUCCCCAGCCUCCUGAAUGACCCGGGCACAUCUGUCAGGCAGGAAGUUACCUACACCUGUCUGCGGCCUGUUUGUGUUUCCAGACGGUGCAGUUACCCCCAGCUGCACCCACCCAGUCGGGCGGCGCGUUAUUUGUCCUAAAGUCACCUCAUCCAUGCCUCGAGGGCCGGGAGAGAGGUGGUGCAAGCACCCAGGCUGGGGACAAGGCGGACCCCUUGGCCAGGCCCCCAUCUAUCAGCUUCCCUGGCUGCCCAGUGGUCCCACGUCUUGGGGGCCUGGACACUCGCCAUCUUGCCCUGGCUCAGCCCUUUUCUGUCCCCAUAGCCGGUUAAAACAGAGCGGCCACGAGGUCCUUGACACCUGCACUGAGGGUCAUCGCCAGGCCCUCGGAGUGGGGCAGAAGCCGAGGCCCCACGUCUUCAGGGCCCUCCACCCAGAGAUGUCCCCACGGGAGAGCAGAUGGCACGGGACACGGAGGGGCCCCUCCACCAGCCGGAUCUGGGCCCUGGAGGAGGGAGGGCAGGUCUAAGUUGAGGGAUGCAAGCACACACACGUACACACACGGGCGCAGGGACACAUGAAGAGACAGACGUCCUGGAACCAGGCUCUCCCCUCUGGUCCUGCCUUCUGUCUCCCCAGAGGAGCACCAGGCAGUAAGGCAAGGGGCAGGCUCCGGGGGCCACGCAGGGGUAGAACAUGACAUCUGCAAGGUGGCUGGCCUCCACCGGUCGCCUCCCUCCCCCAACCCUCCGCCUCCACCCUAGCACCUCCCUCCCAACCCCCUCCCUCCCCCGCGAGCACACCCCAGCUCCCAGCUCUGCAGCAGCACAUGGAAAAUUGGAGGCUGCGGGGUGCUCCCAAGCAGGGAGGAGGCAAGGGGCCUGCCAAGCGCGGAGGGGCUGCGCUAACAGGCUGCUCACUGUGGCCGCGCUGAUUUAUGAGGCUGUCUGGGAGCCCAGCCAAGUCUGUAAGUCAUGGACAAUUAGGAGGCGCGCUCCAGCCCUCAGCCCCGUCUGCCUCUCGGGCUCCAGGCCCGACUGCACCCCUUCUGACCAGGGUCGGCCCCCACGGAGACCCCUCAGAGGAUCCCGGGUGUGGGGCCUGAGUCCACUUUGCAGAUGAGGACACUGAGGGCCAGCGGUAUUGGCAGCUGGCCCUCAUCCCUUGGACAUUGGCCACUGAGUUUGUGGCUGAGCCCGGGGUCUUGCCAGUCAUCCCAGAGGCAUC
This is a messenger RNA of Vicugna pacos (alpaca), 2745 nucleotides long. NCBI's taxonomy places the organism in Eukaryota, Metazoa, Chordata, Mammalia, Artiodactyla, Camelidae. The record is from RefSeq and is a predicted model, not a curated record.